AUAAUAUUCUUCACCACGAAGCUUAUUUGUCAAUCGGCUGAAGUAACGUGUGGCACUUGAGUAAACUUGAGGUUCUUGGCAGUUCAUUGAAAUAUUUUGGAAAUUAAUUUUGCCCGCACGGGGAAGCAAUCAUGGCGAGUCCUCGCACACGGCGUGUCUUGGGAGAAUUAAAGCCUCGAGAUGAAAAUAAUAAAUGCUUUGAAUGCGGAGCUCAUAACCCACAAUGGGUCUCGGUUACAUAUGGAAUAUGGAUUUGCCUUGAAUGCUCUGGUAAGCAUAGAGGACUUGGUGUACAUCUCUCGUUUGUUCGUUCCGUUUCAAUGGAUAAAUGGAAAGACACUGAACUGGAAAAGAUGAAAGUUGGAGGAAAUAGAAAUGCUCGAGAAUUUUUGGAUUCUCAACCAGAUUGGGAUGAGUCUAUGCCAAUAUCACAUAAAUAUAAUACCAAGGCAGCAGCAUUAUACAGAGAUAAGAUAGCAACUCUAGCACGAGGUGAGAAUUGGAGUCCAUCUAGUGCAAGUGCAAAGUUAUUUACAAGCACUAGUCCUCAAGAAGGUAAAACACAAGAAUAUGGAUCUUACCAGGGUGACCAAAGUCCCUCUUAUCAGAAUAUAAAUUCUCCUAGUUUUAAAAGUCAAACUGAAUCAUUCUUUGCAAGGAAACAGAAUGAAAAUGCAAGUCGUCCUGACGAUUUGCCCCCAAAUCAAGGUGGAAAAUAUGGAGGUUUUGGUUAUCAAAUGGAUCCUCUUCCUAAGAGUUCAUCUCAGGAAUUCUUUGGUACUGCUGUAUCUUCUUUAGCAAGUGGUUGGUCAAUGUUUUCUACCUCGGCUACAAAAAUUGCAAGCAAAGCAACGGAAAAUGCUAUAAAGAUUGGUGGCAUUGCUACGCAAAAGGUUGGCGAUUUAGGUAGAAGAGGUUGGGGUGAUAUAGCAGGGAGCAAUUCAUCUGAGCAGCAGCAUUAUAAUUCAAGUGAACAUUAUCAAAAUACAUCAAAUACUUAUCAGAACAAUGCAACCACUAACUCACAUUCCACCGAGAGGUCAUCUCUUGUUACAGGACCAAGCCAAAAAGGUAACUCCCCAAAUAUAAACUCUUCCUGGGAUUGGGGUGGUGAUUCAAAGGUGACUAGUGAUUCAACAUCCAGUAACAGAAGUACUAUGAAAUUAUCGGAGGAAGCACAAUUUCGGAAAGAGAUCGGAUUAUUUGAUCCAGACUUCAAAGAAAAAAAGCAGUCCAAGGCCGAUGAAGAAUCGUGGUCGGACUUGUUAAAUUAGGUGAAAUAAUAAGAAUUAGAUGUCACUGUCGUAAAUGAUACUUUUCUGAAGUUCAAAGUUUCUAUAGAUUCUAUUGAUGAUCACUAAGGAGAUCUUAGUAAAGAGCGCCAGCCUUAUGGGACUUUGUGUCUGAUGGUAGCUAGUGGGCAUAAUAGACACGGGAGAUAUGCUGGAAGUAAUAUAGAAAUUCUGAAGGGGAUUGAAAUAACAUACAGUUCGUUUCAGACACAGAAUACACAGAGGCUGUUCCUUUUUAUCAAUUCCUCCUCGAUGCAAUGAUGCAUGGCUUCCGUCUGUCGCGUAUUUGUGAACAUGUCUUAUAUAACAAUCUCUACAUGUUUACAGUUACCGCUACUAACUAUAAAUGCAUUUUUAAUGUACGAACAUUACACGUAUGCGUAGUCCCUGAAUAUUUUUAAAUUUUAAAGAAAAUUGUUGCACGCUAUGAAUACUUAUUAUUCCCCAAAAAAUAACGUUUUGAGUUUACUGUUGUAAUUCCAUAUGCUGUUGGAUUUCUGAAUUGUGUUGAUUUCUUUGAAAAUAUUUAAUGGACGUUGAUCGUCGAUAAUAGACAAUUAUUCCAACAAAUCUACUGCUCUUUUUCUGGUGUCGUCAUACGUAGAGAUUGACCAUGGGAUUAAAUUAAUUUUAUAAUAAAAUAAAAUACUACGAGAACUUAUAUGCCUAAUAUCUUAUAAUACGGUAUCAAAAAUGUGUGGUAUAACAAAUUGUAAGGAUAUGUAGUAUUAGUUGAAAUUGAGUAAAAAAUUCCACAGUGUGUUGCGAAGAGACAUAACUUGUGCUCUUUUAUAAAACUUGUUUAUCAAUUACAUAGUACAUGGAAUAGUAUUCAUCCAAAAUUAUUGCAACAUUGAAAUGGUUACUUAUGAGAUCAUUUUUAACCAACGAUCGCUGUAUUAAUUAUAAAAAAUAUCGAGCUUCGAUCGUUUAGUUAUUUAUAUACGUUUUUGUUUUAUCCACUACAUGAUAAUCAAAUAGUAAAAAACUGUUUACAUAGCCAAUGAUAAUGGAAGAAAAGCAUAUUUGAAAUUCAUCUAUGUUAUAACUUGUUGAAAAAUACCAUGUGUAUCACUAUUGAUAACUAUGGUGUUUAGGAGAAGUAUUUUUAUUAGAAAAUAUAAAAUAUUCUUGACCGUAUAAUUGGUUUUCUAUGGAUAGUUGACAUAAAAUCCAAAGAAAUAAUAAAAUAAAGUUGGCACCUGAAUUACGUACAUUAGACAAAUUAAAAGAUUAGUCAGACAGAGGAUUGCCAAAGUAUAAUGCAUAUUAUCCUUAGAAAAUCAUCAUUGUAUGUUCCAUUGACGAACGAGAUUUUAGAAUAAACUUGAUCUGAGAAAAUAGUAAUGAUGUUACAUUAUUAUAAUAAUAGUCUAAACAAACAAUGAAGCAUUUUAUAAACCAUAAUACUGUCAGUUUUAAAAAUGCGUGCACAAUUUUUGUUUUAUUUAGAUGACAUAUUUUAUGUUUGAAAGGGUUGAUAAGUAUGUAGUAAGUUGCAAUAGUAUCUUACUGCUCAUUUAAAAAAAUAUACUGGAAUUCUUUGUA
Cephus cinctus (wheat stem sawfly) is the source of this 2840-nucleotide messenger RNA. RefSeq names its product ADP-ribosylation factor GTPase-activating protein 1 (gene ArfGAP1). Bases 132 to 1274 code for a protein of 380 amino acids. NCBI's taxonomy places the organism in Eukaryota, Metazoa, Arthropoda, Insecta, Hymenoptera, Cephidae. Gene Ontology annotation, molecular function: GTPase activator activity. Gene Ontology annotation, biological process: regulation of ARF protein signal transduction; regulation of endocytosis. The transcript is spliced from 7 exons. Gene Ontology annotation, cellular component: Golgi membrane. The record is from RefSeq and is a predicted model, not a curated record.